GCGUGCCCUUGUGUGUGGUGCGCGUGCAUGUGUACGUGCUGGCCAGGUCUAGUGUGGAGAGCUGAUAGCGCCCGCGCGCGCAACCCCUUCCUCGCGUGUGCACGAGGGUCCGCAUAGCCGCCGCCACCGCCGCGUCUGCUUUCCGAGCGCGCAGAGCCGUCGCCAAACUUUGAUAAGCUGAAACCUUCAAGCAAAGGAGGGAAUAAUAUUUUUCUUUUUCUUAGUGUACAGAGUCCCCCGCUAAUUUUGUGUGACAAAGCUUGAGAAUACGAUCUGGACAUGGAAAACACACCAGUUGAAAUUUUUAAAGAAGAGAACAAGUGCCUGUCCGGGCUGCUGGAGGACUGUCCGGUGAAUUCCUCGGUUUGGAUGUCCGGAGACAGCCGCAAUGUGACCCGCGAUGAUGAGAGCUGGGAGCAGGAGAGCAUGUCCCCCAUCAUCCCCAUCAUCACCGCGGUGUACUCUGUGGUGUUCGUGGUCGGCUUGCUGGGCAACUGCCUCGUCAUGUAUGUGAUCAUCAGAUACACAAAGAUGAAGACAGCCACCAACAUCUACAUCUUCAACCUGGCGCUCGCAGAUGCUCUCGUCACCACCACUAUGCCCUUCCAGAGCACCGACUACCUUCUGAACACCUGGCCGUUUGGGGAGGUGGUGUGCAAGGUCUUCAUCUCCAUCGACUACUAUAACAUGUUCACCAGCAUCUUCACUCUCACCAUGAUGAGCGUGGACCGGUACGUGGCGGUGUGCCACCCUGUUAAAGCCCUGGACUUCCGCACACCCAUCAAAGCCAAGAUGAUCAACGUCUGCAUCUGGAUCCUGUCCUCGGCUGCAGGGAUACCGGCUUUUGUUCUGGGGGGAACUCAGACAAACAGCGACAUAACUGAAUGUGCCUUACAGUUCCCAGAGCCGUACUCCUACUGGGACACGAUGAUGAAGAUCUGUGUGUUUGUGUUUGCCUUCGUCGUGCCUGUGCUCAUCAUCACCGUCUGCUACACCCUCAUGGUCCUGAGACUGAAGAGCGUCCGGAUGCUGUCUGGCUCACGGGAGAAGGACCGCAACCUGCGGCGCAUCACACGGCUGGUGGUGGUGGUGGUCGCCGUGUUCGUGGUCUGCUGGACGCCCAUUCACAUCUUCAUCCUGGUCAAGGCACUUGUGAGCGUACCCGAGACCACCGCCAUCAUGGCGGCGUAUUUCUUCUGCGUGGCUCUGGGCUACACCAACAGCAGCCUCAACCCCAUCCUCUACGCCUUCCUGGAUGAGAACUUCAAGCGCUGCUUCAAGGACUUCUGCCUGUCAGCCAAACUGAAGGGGGACAGGGCCUCCGGUAGCAAGAAGAUCCCCAGCACAGUCAGGGCUGCCGCUGUUCCCCUGGAGAACCCAGAUGGGACUAAUAAACCCACCUGACUAGCGGUGGAACUGUCUUCAAUUUCCCACAUUGGAAAAGAAGAUUCGCAUGAUCUGGGCUUAACGCACAUCACUUCAGUGAUGUAGACUUACUCUGCUGUGAAAGCUGAUCCCCCUCUUGUUUUUAGAAACACCAUAAGGCAGAGCCAAGCUGCCAAGAUAGAUCAAAAUCUUUCACUUAAAACCACAUGAAAGUCAUCUGUUUGACAAUUUCAUCCUCUUUGGUCUUAAGAUUUUGAAGUUAAUGUCUGAAGUUACAGGUGGAUUCAAAGAAGACAUAAAAAGUGGAUGAAAGUUUUCUGUAAGGGGGAUACAGUGGAGCUCUAGUUAUGUUUAUGAAUUUGCUGGCCCUUCCUCUCCCCCAACAGCCUUAUAUGUCUAAGAGUUUUUACAAAUGUCCAUUCAUUGUUGGAGAUGACAAACUUUAAGAUACCACAUAUAUUUAUUGUUACAUAAUCAGAAUUUCCUUCAGUCCCUCAUGGCAUAUUUUUUUAAAUAAUUUUUUUAGUUUUUAUGCAUUAGCCAAAUCUCUUUGGGGCCCCCAAAGGGGUCUCACUAAAAAAAAAAAAAAAAUUUAACAGAUUUUUUUUAACAGUCUCUAUAGAGACUACACCUCUGGUAGUCUUUAGAACACACUCAUAGGUAUUUUUCAAUAUGUUUACACAAUAUGAAAGAGCUGAUGAAUUUAUUUAGAAAGUGCAACAUAUAUAUUAAAUUGAUUCAUUGAACAUUAAACACAUCUUUAAUGGUUGUGGCUUAAAGUCAGUGAUGACCCAAGUUUCAACUUUUCUGUUUGUAUAAUGUUUCUUGAGAACAGUUAGAAACAAUGUUUAAUCCAGAAAUCUGAUAUUAUGGGCAUUUAUUAAUCACAUAUUGAUUAAUUACACACAAACUUAUUUCAGGUGUUAUUUCUGUUUGUGUGAUGUUUGUUUUGUUAAAGCUAUUGGAAACCCAACUUUCUUUUUAUUGCCAAAUCAGAAAAUUACAUAAGACCAAUCAAACUGGGGUUUUAAUACAAAAAUGUGUUAUAAUGGUCAUUUAUGGUUUGCAUAAUCAUGAGGAAGACUGCUCACUUGAACAGAAGGGUAAGCCAAAAAACAUGAUUUCUACUAAACUUGUCUGAGACAUAAAUGAAAAGCUGAGUGGAAGGAAAAAAUGUGUUAGAGCAAGAUUCCCAUGUGACAGAGAUAACCGCAGCCCCAGCCUGUGGAAAAAGAACCACAUACAAAUGGUUCUUUCACCACAAUUGAAGUAGAAGUUCAGGAACUUCAACUUUUACCUUAUUUGUGUGACCAAAUUCCUGAACCAGAAAUGUCUCCACUUGAAGCCCGAGUUGCUGUAUUUUAAUCUGCCUGGACUUUGUGUCUCUCCUCUCCUCCUCCUCCAAACUCUUGAGACCUUGAUUUCCAAAUGAAUUGCAAAAUUUACUUUCAUCUAAGAAAAGGACUUGGACUACUGAGCAAUAGUCCUGGCUUGGCACAAUGAAUUCAACAGUUCAUGCUUUGAUAUUUAUGUGUGUGUGUGGGUUCUUGAGUCUACAACACCGCAGUUAUUUGCCUACCUUACUCUCCUCCAUUUUUUCUUCCACUCAGUUUUCCAUUAAUAUGCUUUCAUACAGCACUCUGUGCAUAGACAACUUGUUUAGCUGUUUUUGGUUUAUUCUCCUUGUGGAGGAUGUCAGUGGUUGUCUACUGGACAAUAGUCAGGUCAGCUGUCUGCCUAAUUGAACAUUUCUGUUUUAAAAAGCCAUUUUAUUAACGUUAUGUAAAACUUGAAUUGGGUUUUAUUUGCUGUAAGCCACGAUCGUUAAAAUUGACAGAAAUCAGGAGAUAAAAAAUGUCACUCUGUGUGUAUUAAAUGUAUAUAAUAUAUAAGUUUCAGUUUUUUAUUUAUAAAUCUAGAGAAUAAUUUUUUACUACGGUAAUUUAUUUCGAUGCAUCUGUUGAUCCAUAUUCUGUAGCAAAAAUUUAAAAAGUACUUCUUUCAUAAUUGCUCAUCUGUUAAAAAUAUCUGUGAAAAAACAUAUUAGUCUAAAAAACAAACAGAUGACUGAUUAUUAUGACCAUUGCUAACUAUGUCCAAACUUCUAAUUUUAAUUUCCUUCAGUAAGUCUAAUAUUUGCCAGCAGUGCCUUCAACAGUCCAGGAUAACAUGAUUGUCGAUGUGAAGAAUGACUGGAGCCAAUCGGCAAGUUAUGUUCAAAAGAUUUCCUUUUUCUAUGAAUUAGUUUGGGCUGUCAUUGGUUUGGCUGCAUGAAGCCCUGGCAGGGACCGUUGGUCAAAAGCUUUUUCGCCUCUGUGAAAUGUGUGAAUGGAGCUGAUUGGUCACAGUGUGAGAAAACUGACUCAUGGAUGGACUUGGAAGUCAAAAAUAGUAAACGUACAUCUGCGUCACAACAAGCUUGCUCAAUGAGGGAAAAGAAUGGAAAAAAAUGAAGGAUACAUCCUGGACUCAAAUGUGCAUUUAUAAUUUGUCUGAGGGCUCUCCAUCGGUUUUGACGUCAUGAAUGGUGUCCAAACUGAUGCACUGUAAAAUUUUACUCAAUGUGAUGAAUUAACCUGUGCUUUUAUGGCUUUUACAGUGAUGACAAGUACUCUUUCUCAUGUUGUGCAAUCUAAUCAUAUGAAUGGCAGACUUUACAAGUUGUGGACCUAUAGUCUGUUAUAAUACCCACACAAUAAUGCAGUGUGUUUAAAAUUUUGCAAAGAUUACAAAUUGAACAACUUUGCACAGUCAUCAUGUAAAUAAACUGUACUCGUAGCAUGUGAAUCAUCAUCGAUGUGAUGUAAAAGCUGACAUCAGAAGCUAAAACAUGAUUAAUGGACUGCUGUUUGUUUCUAAUGUGUUGCAAACAGACUGUUUGUGUAAAAUAUGUAGAAAUUCAACAGCUAAAAAUAUUUAUUUCUAAUUUUCUGGCUGCUACAUGUAUAUUAUGGAAUAAAACCAAAAAAGAAUACAUCUAUAAUAACAAAAAGGACCAUGGAUGCAUAGUUUUUUUCUGUUUGUUAUGAUCUCUGUGUGCUC
Messenger RNA from Xiphophorus maculatus (southern platyfish), 4428 nucleotides. RefSeq names its product opioid receptor kappa 1. Gene Ontology annotation, molecular function: neuropeptide binding; dynorphin receptor activity. Gene Ontology annotation, biological process: neuropeptide signaling pathway; G protein-coupled opioid receptor signaling pathway; sensory perception of pain. Gene Ontology annotation, cellular component: neuron projection; membrane. The coding region runs from base 280 to 1404 and encodes 374 amino acids. The record is from RefSeq and is a predicted model, not a curated record. The transcript has 4 exons. NCBI's taxonomy places the organism in Eukaryota, Metazoa, Chordata, Actinopteri, Cyprinodontiformes, Poeciliidae.